AGCGUUAAAACCCUUCCCGCACCCGUACCCCACACGCAGCGGCACCUCCUUCCCCGGCCCGCGUCCUCAUUCACACAGCCCCGAACCAACAACCCAUUCGCUCCUACUCGUCACCGGUUGCCCACACCAUCCUCCUCUUCUCCCGGCAAAACCCCCCCGUCGAAGGAUCCCCAGAACAGGGGCGCCGAGCGGUGAAAUCGAUGGAGCUGUUCGCGCAGGCGAAGGCGGUGCGGCUCAAGAGCCACCACGACAAGUUCCUGUACGCGGACGAGGACGAGGUGCACGUCACGCAGGACCGGAACGGCUCGUCCUCCAACGCGCGGUGGACCGUCGAGCAGGUGCCGCACUCGCCCGGGGUGCUGCGGCUGCGGAGCAGGUACGGGCGGUACCUCACGGCGUCCAACGAGCCGUUCCUGCUCGGCAUGACGGGCCGGAAGGUGCUGCAGACGGCCCCCGCGCGGCCGGACUCGUCGGUGGAGUGGGAGCCCGUGCGGGACGGGUUCCAGGCGCGCCUCAAGACGCGGUACGGCCACUUCCUCCGCGCCAACGGCGGGCUCCCGCCCUGGCGGAACUCGGUGACGCACGACGUGCCGCACCGCACCGCCACGCAGGACUGGGUGCUCUGGGACGUCGAGAUCGUGCAGGUGCUCACGCCGGGGCCCGACCGCGCGGACUCCGCUCCCGCGUCGAUGCCGGCUUCGCCACCCGCUCCGGAGCUCAGGAAGCCGCCGCCGCCGCACGCGGCGCACCACCGACCCUCCAAGUCCUACGCCGCGCCCCCGCCACCGCUGGAGCACGAGGCACCGCCGGGGCCCAGGCUCUCCAAGCUCGAGUCCUCCGAUUCUUUCUCAGCCCCAUUGCACAAGGUGGAGGGGCGUGCAAUCCAUUACCACAUUGCAGAUGAUAUGGGCAAUGUGGAUGAUGACACAGAGGGACACUCGUUUAUAUUUAAUGGCAGCAACUUGGAGGAGCUGACCCACAAGUUGCAGGAGGAGACAAACCUUGAUGGCAUAAUCAUAUGCACACGUAGCCCUAUCAAUGGGAAGCUCACUCCUCUGCGCCUGCAGCUGCCACCGAACAAUGCAGCGAUGCAUAUUGUGCUCGUCCGGGAGUCCUCGAAAGUGGCAAAAACAUUUCCAUGGCCAUAUGGUUCGUAAUCUAUGGAGAAGACGGCGCCUUGAUUUUGAUGGUUUGUGAAUCUGGUCUGUUUAUGCCAGUUCCGCAGUUCUACCAGGUAUCAGAAAUUCAAAAGCACCUGCUGUUACUCUUGUGCUUCCAGGGAUCCGGGAUCUCAAUCUUGUACAUGUCCAAAGUGCUAUAGUAGCUUAAAUCAGCGGAGAUUGACUGAUAUUUAUGGCUGAGAGUUUGACCUUGAAUCUUAUAUCCUUGAUUUAUUAAUUUGUGAAGAUAA
Phragmites australis (common reed) is the source of this 1411-nucleotide messenger RNA. RefSeq lists its product as uncharacterized. Bases 201 to 1157 code for a protein of 318 amino acids. The record is from RefSeq and is a predicted model, not a curated record. The transcript has 3 exons. Lineage: Eukaryota; Viridiplantae; Streptophyta; Magnoliopsida; Poales; Poaceae.